AUGCCGGGUGCUCCUUUUUCUAAGUUCUCACUUCAUGUCUAUGAAACAUUUUUCAUAAUAUUGCAAAUUGUUUGCAACACAUCUUAUGCCUCUAAUGAUUUCUCAACCUUGCUUAAUCCUAACAAUAAUGUUGAAAAUGAUACUAGGCCAAUUGUAUCAUUUGACAUUAUUGGUCAAUCACUCUCAUAUCCUGCAGGUGGAGAAUUUGGAAAGGGGACAAUUGAUCUUGGAGGACUUGAAGUGUAUGAAGCUUUGUACUUUAAGAAAAUAUGGGAAACACACAGUGGUGGUCCAAAGGGUCUUGGUGUGUCAUUUUAUGAACCAACUUCCAUCCCUGUUGGCUUCAAUGUGAUUGGUCACUAUUGCAAACCAAACUCUAUGGCUAUGUUAACAUCAGUUCUUACAGCUAAAGACACCACACAUGACCCAUCACAUGGUGCCCUAAAGAGUCCCAUAGACUACACUCUUAUUUGGACUAGUAAAGGUUUGAAUGUAAGCCAACGACAAGAUGGAUACAUUUGGCUCCCAGUCCCACCGGACGGUUAUAAAGCCAUCGGUCACAUUGUCACGACUUCACCUGAAAAACCCUCACUUGACAAGGUUAGGUGUGUUAGAUCCGACUUCACGGAUUUAACCAAGGUGGACAGAUGGAUAUGGGGUCAUAAGAUGCAGAGCGGUUUGAGUAUGGUCGAUUUGCAUACUACAAAACCUAAAACUAGAGCACUAAGUGUUCCAACAGGUAUGUUUUUGGCGCGAAAUGGCUCGAAUACGCAUGAGUUAGUGUGUUUAAAGAUGGUCAAGACUGACCCUUAUUCUGCUAUGCCCAAUUCAUUACAAAUUAGAACAAUGAUCAAUGCUUAUGCUCCAUGGGUCUACUUCCAUCCGGAUGAGCAAUACUUUCCAUCAUCCGUUUUGUGGUUCUUUGAACACGGGGCUGAGUUACACCAACGUGACCAACCUCCAAGGCUUGUGAUCAACGAUGGCGAUAACCUUCCAAACAAUGGUACCGCAGAUGAUGCCUUUCUAGACCUUCCACAAGAUCAACCUUCCAAAGAAAGGUUACAAAAAGGGUUUUUGGCUGAUGCAGUCGCUUACAUACAUGUAAAACCAGCACUCGGGGGAACAUGUACCGAUCUUGCCAUAUGGUUGUAUUACCCUUUUAAUGGGGGAGAGAGGUUUCAACUAGGACCUCACACCAUAAACUUAGGAAAGAUAGGGGAGCAUGUUAGCGAUUGGGAACAUAUAACGUUAAGGGUCGAAAACUUUCAUGGGACUCUACAUGGGGUCUACCUAUCUCAACACGCCAAGGGAAAUUGGUUCACGCCUAGCGAAUUCGAGCUCAUGAAUGGAACUAGACCAGUGGUGUAUGCAUCUUUGCAUGGUCAUGCGCAUUACUCUACUCCAACUUCUUUUAUACAUACGCCUGAAAACCUUGAUUCAAGCGUUAUAAGGAUGUUAUAUGAUGAGUUUCAGAUGAUGAACGAUUCAAGAAAAUCAUCAUUUGUCAAGAAGGAUAGCGUUGUUGGGUUUGGUGUUAGGGAUGAUACUGCGAAAAGCAAAAACUUGAUGGACAUUGCAUCAACCUAUAAUGUUGUUUGUGUUGAUUACAUGAAAUUAGGCAUUGAACCAUGGUUAGAUUAUACAGGAAGAUGGGGUCCUAAGAUUACUUAUGAUAUUAUAAAAGAUGUGACAGAUCUUGCAAACACUUUGCCAGAUAAUGUCAAAGAAGUUAUCAUUAAAGUUUUGCAACAGCUCCCUCCUAAGUUGCAUGGAGAAGAAGGGCCUCAAGGCCCUAAAAUGAAAGAAAGUUGGACCGGGGAUGAGCCAGUAUGA
Molecule: messenger RNA, 1833 nt
Organism: Helianthus annuus (common sunflower)
Lineage: Eukaryota; Viridiplantae; Streptophyta; Magnoliopsida; Asterales; Asteraceae
Exons: 2
Coding region: 1-1833 (610 amino acids)
Source: RefSeq, a predicted model, not a curated record